Capsella rubella is the source of this 3099-nucleotide messenger RNA. RefSeq names its product putative calcium-transporting ATPase 13, plasma membrane-type. The record is from RefSeq and is a predicted model, not a curated record. Gene Ontology annotation, molecular function: ATP binding; P-type calcium transporter activity; ATP hydrolysis activity. Bases 42 to 3086 code for a protein of 1014 amino acids. Gene Ontology annotation, biological process: calcium ion transmembrane transport. The transcript has a single exon. Gene Ontology annotation, cellular component: membrane; intracellular membrane-bounded organelle. Lineage: Eukaryota; Viridiplantae; Streptophyta; Magnoliopsida; Brassicales; Brassicaceae.
UUUCGGUUUAGUAAUUUUCGGUUUAACAAAUACCAAAAACAAUGCGGAGAAACGUUUCUGAUCAUGCAGAGAAGAAGGUGGUGGGCGUUGAGGCUCUCUUGCAACUUCCUAAAACCUUAAGCAAACCAAACAAGAAAUGGCAAUUAGCGUUCAUCAAGAUCUAUUGUUCGAGAACUCUCCUUAACUGCGCCAAACACGCUGUCCGAAAACAAGGUUUGUUCCCUCGUUCUCUUUCCUACACCGCCAUUGAUCUAGAUCACCAUCAAGAAGAUGAACACUUCAAGAUUGAUACUGAGACCUUAAACGAUCUCGUCAAGAACAAGAACCAAGAGAAACUUGAGUCUCUUGGUGGUCCUAAUGGCUUAGUCUCGGCUUUGAAGACUAACACACGUCUUGGGAUCAAUGAAGAAACUGAAGAGAUUGAACGUAGGCGUUUGACGUUCGGGUCUAAUACUUACACCAGACAACCAUCGAAGAGUCUCUUCUAUUUUGUGGUGGAAGCGUUCAAGGACCUUACGAUUCUCAUCCUUCUCGUAUGUGCAACGCUCUCUCUUGGGUUUGGUAUCAAAGAGCAUGGAUUGAAAGAAGGAUGGUACGAUGGAGGAAGUAUAUACGUUGCUGUUUUCUUGGUGGUAGCUGUCUCUGCGGUCAGUAACUUCAGACAGAACAGACAGUUUGAUAAACUCUCUAAAGUAAGUAGCAACAUCAAGAUUGAUGUUGUUAGAAACGGUCGCCGUCAAGAGAUUUCGAUCUUUGACAUUGUCGUUGGAGAUAUCGUUUGCUUGAACAUCGGAGAUCAAGUUCCAGCAGAUGGAGUGUUCGUUGAAGGACAUUCAUUACACGUUGAUGAAUCAAGCAUGACAGGAGAAAGUGACCAUGUCGAGGUUAGCUUAACAGGGAACACAUUCUUGUUUUCCGGGACUAAAAUCGCUGAUGGGUUUGGUAAAAUGACGGUUACUUCGGUUGGGAUGAACACUGCUUGGGGACAAAUGAUGAGUCACAUCUCGCGUGACACGAACGAGCAAACUCCAUUGCAGACUCGUCUCAACAAGCUUACUUCUUCGAUAGGUAAAGUUGGUUUACUUGUAGCUUUCUUUGUUCUUUUGGUUCUGUUAAUCCGUUACUUCACGGGAAACACGAAAGAUGAGAUCGGAAACCGCGAGUAUAACGGGAAGAAGACGAAGAGCGAUGAAAUCGUGAACGCUGUAGUUGAGAUGGUUGCAGCAGCGGUAACAAUCAUCGUGGUUGCGAUACCAGAAGGAUUGCCAUUAGCUGUGACAUUGACAUUGGCAUAUUCCAUGAAGAGGAUGAUGAAAGAUCAAGCAAUGGUGAGAAAGCUCUCUGCUUGUGAGACUAUGGGCUCUGCAACGGUUAUCUGUACCGAUAAAACGGGUACUUUGACGCUUAAUCAAAUGAAGGUAACCGAUUUCUGGUUCGGUCUUGAGUCAGGGAAAGCUUCUUCUGUGUCUCAGAAAGUUGUUGAAAUGUUUCAUCAAGGAGUUGCAAUGAACACUACAGGGAGUGUGUUUAAGGCUAAGUCAGGAACAGAGUAUGAGUUCUCCGGUAGUCCAACAGAGAAAGCGAUUCUGAGCUGGGCGGUUGAGGAAUUGAAGAUGGAUAUGGAGGAAGUGAUUGAACAACACGAUGUUGUUCAUGUGGAAGCUUUCAAUUCAGAGAAGAAGAGAAGUGGCGUGUUGAUGAAGAAGAAGAAUGGACAAAUCAAUGUUGUACAUUGGAAAGGAGCUGCUGAGAAGAUUCUAGCUAUGUGUUCUACGUUCUAUGAUGGUUCUGGAGUUGUGAGAGAGAUGAAAGAAGAUGAUAUGAUUCAGUUCGAGAAGAUUAUCCAAUCCAUGGCAGCUAAAUCACUCCGUUGCAUAGCCUUUGCGUAUUCAGAAGACAAUGAAGACAUCAAGAAGUUAAAAGAAGAGAACUUGAGCUUACUUGGGAUAGUUGGAAUCAAAGAUCCAUGUAGGCCUGGAGUGAAGAAAGCUGUAGAGGAUUGUCAAUUCGCCGGUGUAAACAUCAAAAUGAUCACUGGAGAUAACAUUUUCACGGCCAGAGCAAUCGCUGUAGAGUGCGGAAUCUUGACAUCUGAAGAUGAGAUGAAUAGUGAAGCUGUUUUAGAAGGAGAAGAGUUUAGAAACUACAGUCAAGAAGAAAGGUUAAAGAAAGUCGAAAGAAUCAAAGUAAUGGCGAGAUCUUCACCGUUUGAUAAGUUUCUCAUGGUGAAAUGCCUCAAGGAGCUAGGCCAUGUUGUGGCCGUUACUGGAGAUGGCACUAACGAUGCACCAGCAUUGAAAGAAGCUGAUAUUGGACUUUCUAUGGGGAUUCAAGGCACAGAAGUAGCUAAAGAGAGCUCCGAUAUUGUGAUCCUAGACGAUAACUUUGCCUCUGUUGCAACGGUUUUGAAAUGGGGAAGAUGCGUGUACAACAAUAUUCAGAAAUUCAUUCAGUUUCAGCUCACUGUCAAUGUGGCAGCUCUCGUGAUCAACUUCGUGGCCGCGGUUUCAGCUGGAGAAGUUCCAUUGACAGCCGUUCAACUACUGUGGGUGAAUUUGAUCAUGGACACACUUGGUGCAUUGGCUUUAGCUACAGAGAAACCAACAAAUGAUCUUAUGAAUAAGAAACCGAUAGGGAGAGUCUCGCCAUUGAUCACGAACAUCAUGUGGAGGAAUCUAUUGGCUCAAGCGUUUUACCAGAUCUCUGUUCUCUUGGUGCUUCAGUUUAGAGGAAGAUCGAUCUUCGAUGUGACAGAGAAGGUGAAGAACACUCUGAUCUUCAAUACCUUUGUGCUUUGUCAGGUGUUCAACGAGUUUAACGCAAGGAGUUUGGAGAAGAAGAAUGUAUUCAAGGGGUUACACAAGAACAGGCUCUUCAUUGGGAUCAUAGUUGUGACUGUGGUUUUGCAAGUUGUGAUGGUUGAGUUUCUGAAGAAAUUUGCUGACACUGAGAGGCUAAAUUGGGGUCAAUGGGGAGUUUGCAUUGCAAUUGCGGCGGUGUCAUGGCCGAUUGGAUGGUUAGUAAAGUCAGUUCCUGUUCCAGAGAGACACUUCUUCAGCUACCUGAAAUGGAAGAAGAGAUCGUGAAGAGGCUCUUGAU